AUGUUGACUUAAAUUAUAUUUCCAUUCCUCAUUCUGUAAUAAUAUGCACUGUUUUCAUUUUAGGGGAUGACAUUCAAAGUGAUGGUUUUAGUUUGGAAACCUGUCGAAAUGUAAUUAGUCUAUUCGAUAAGGAUGGAUCUGGAAAAAUUGGACUAGUGGAAUUCAAAACAUUUUGGAACAAAUUACAGAAGUUUCUGAAAAUCUUCAAGAAGACGGAUGUUGAUUGCUCUGGUACCAUGAGUUCACAUGAAAUGAGAAUGGCACUUGAAGAAGCAGGUUUCACUCUGAAUAAUACAUUGACUCAGAUCCUUGUUGCCCGUUAUGCAAGUACUGACCUUCUCAUUGACUUUGAUAACUUUGUUGGCUCUUUGAUCCGUCUGGAAACCAUGUUCAGAAUAUUUAAGCAAUUAGAGAUGGAUGAUGAGGGAUAUGCUGAACUGGAUCUAUUUCAGUGGUUGCACUUGGUACUAAACUAAAGUUCAGCUGCAAGAACUCAGACUUCAGCCAAUCAAAAGGCACUUGCCACAGACAUGUCUAAACUAUAAUGGAAAAAUGGGAAAUGCUUAGUUUGAUGGGCAUCAUGAACGUGUGUGGAAUGAGGGAAUACGUGUGUUUGCUUUUUUUUAAUACAUUGCCAUUGUGUGCUUUAUUCAACAUUUUGGGUGGCAAUGAAUUAACCAAUCAGAACUCAUGCUCAUGAAGGACAUUUUAAUCUUUGUAUAACGCAAUUUUUGGAUGGCGGAGAAUGUGUUUUUCAUUACAAUUAUUGAUCUGUUCCAUUUAUCUGCUAAAACCUAAAUCAUUUAAACUUCAAAUUGCUUCUUUUAAAAAUGGAUUUGUAGAUGCAGACAUGAGGUUAAAGCUGAGAUCUGCAGCUGAGGAGAAUCGGGAUUAAAAUUUUGGGGACAUCAUGUUUUAAAUGCAAAUGUAAUAUUCAAACUAGUGAACAUGCAACAGAUGUCUGACUGCUGUCCUUUGUCAUUAAUUAGGUACUGAAAGAAUGGCACUUAUAAUUGCUAUCGUUUAUCUUAAAAUUAUAAUGGUAUGGAUAUUAGUGGUUUUUGUAGAGUUGUAUGCUUAAUAUAAUCAGAAAUAUCAAAUUACUUUUGACAAAAACUGUAUCUGGAAAUUAAAUACGAGUACAUGGGCAACUGCCUUUUUGUGGAAGCUCUCAA
Molecule: messenger RNA, 1175 nt
Organism: Chiloscyllium plagiosum (whitespotted bambooshark)
Lineage: Eukaryota; Metazoa; Chordata; Chondrichthyes; Orectolobiformes; Hemiscylliidae
Source: RefSeq, a predicted model, not a curated record